Messenger RNA from Patella vulgata (common limpet), 696 nucleotides. Its product is annotated as deoxyribonuclease-1-like. The annotation marks the transcript as partial. Gene Ontology annotation, cellular component: nucleus. The record is from RefSeq and is a predicted model, not a curated record. Gene Ontology annotation, biological process: DNA catabolic process. Lineage: Eukaryota; Metazoa; Mollusca; Gastropoda; Patellidae. The transcript has 7 exons. Gene Ontology annotation, molecular function: DNA nuclease activity.
CAUCCUCCUCUACGUGUUGGUGCCUUCAAUGUCAGAGCUUUUGGUAGAGCGAAGAUGGAGAAUGAAGACAUCGUUAAACAUUUAGUUAAGAUUGUUACUCGAUAUGACGUCAUGUUACUACAGGAAAUCCGGGAUGCAACUGGAACAGCCAUCGGGCAGCUGUUAGCAACUGAUCGUGUGGUGAUAGAAGACACGUUCCAGUACAAUGAUGAUGCUUAUGAUGUGUUUGAGAGAGAACCGUUCUGUGUUUUAGUGGAAGCACUCACUCCAGGAAACGAAAAUUUUGCUGCUUGUGGAAUUCAUAUUAAACCGACGGAUGUGGUUCAAGAGUUGAAUGAGUUACCUCAAGUUUAUGGUAAUGUUACAAAGGAAUUCAAUACUGAGAACGUUAUGUUUUUGGGUGAUUUUAAUGCGGAAUGUUCCUAUCUGGAUGAAACCGAACUGGCAGAAAGUCCCAUAUACAAUGACCCUAAGUACACCUGGGUAAUCUCAUCUGAAGUAGACACAACAACCAGUUGUGGAACAAAUUGUGCAUAUGAUAGAAUUGUGAUAACGGGAGAUCUUCUGACUGAAGCUUUGAUUGACAAAUCUGGUAUUGCCUACAAGUUUGACCGGGAGUAUGAUUUGGAGACUGAUGAGGCUUAUAAGGUUAGUGACCAUUACCCAGUAGAAGUGUGUUUACUGUUACCAUGGUAA